Messenger RNA from Trachemys scripta elegans, 3984 nucleotides. It is a transcript of the gene PLEKHA7, whose product is annotated as pleckstrin homology domain containing A7. The record is from RefSeq and is a predicted model, not a curated record. Gene Ontology annotation, biological process: cell-cell adhesion mediated by cadherin; pore complex assembly; zonula adherens maintenance. Lineage: Eukaryota; Metazoa; Chordata; Testudines; Emydidae. Gene Ontology annotation, molecular function: protein binding. Gene Ontology annotation, cellular component: zonula adherens; pore complex.
UUGUCAUUGUGGAGUUUGCUGUGAGGUUGAUUGUUGUCCUUUUAGAAUUAAUAUUUUUGCUAUUUCCUUUUGUGAAAGUGUGUAAAUAUUAAAUUAGAUAUUGUUUUGUUAAAGUAAUUGGAGAAGGGAGACAGAAGAAAUUCAAAUGCCUUAUGGAAUAAUUGGAUUCAUCCAGUGAUCUGAAGCUCAGAGGCUGUUGUUUCUCCUUUGCUGUUGACCUCACACUGUUUUUGCUUUCAGAGCGGGAGAUAACUGCUUUCCCUCCUGUAUGGAAGAAAACCUGGCUCUCUUUUGUUUGGUUACAGGCUUUAAAGCAUAAGACCACCAUAACCAGCAGACCACGACAUUUAGACAUCCUGUGACAGGACAUAUUUCUCCAGAAAACAUUGAAUUUAUUUUACAAGAAGAGCAGAAUUCACACAUGUCCAAGCAACAAGUAAACCAAAGACCCUCAAGCAUGGUCAGUGAAACAUCCACUGCAGUAACUACAUCCACUGUAGAUACAAAACCUGGCUCCAAGGUUUUAAAAUCUGGCAAUAAAGUUCACAGCUUUGGAAAGAGGGACCAGUCUAUCAAGAGGAACCCUAAUGUUCCUGUUGUGGUGAGAGGCUGGCUACACAAACAGGAUAGCUCUGGAAUGAGAUUAUGGAAAAGACGAUGGUUUGUGCUGUCUGAUUAUUGUUUGUUUUACUACAAAGACAGCAGAGAAGAAACUGUUUUGGGUAGCAUACCAUUGCCUAGUUAUGUAAUAUCUCCCGUUGGACCUGAAGAUCGCAUAAACCGCAAGUAUUCCUUUAAGGCUGUCCACACAGGGAUGAGGGCAUACAUUUAUAAUAAGAGUUCUGUUAUUGGCUGUCAGGGAGAGCAUUCAGGAAUGCGCACAUACUACUUCAGUGCAGAUACCCUAGAGGAUAUGAAUGACUGGAUCCGUGCCAUGAAUCAAGCUACUCUGAUGCAAACACGUUCAUCACUGAAGAGAGAAACAGAAAAAGCGGAUCAGCAAGCUGUUCCCCAAGCUAACCAUGUGGAUUCCUGCAAAGAGCGUGCAAAGGUGGUGGAUACUGCUGAUAUAAAAGAAAGUUAUCAAAAAGCAACUGAAACCUUUGGAUACGAUAGGCAUGAAGAGAUAAGAAAAGAAAGAGAAGAUGAGGAACGUUAUGUCUUCAGAAAAGAAAUUCUGGAGGCUAAGAGGGGAAAAUCUAAGCAUCCAUUAACAUCAGGAGAAGUUGAUCAGUUUCCAGAUUUAACAAGUGCAUCUCGGCCCCAAGUAGCUCAGCCUCAGCCAGUUGAGAAGAAUGGGACGUUUCCUAGUUCAUUAAACAUGAGUGUUGGCCCAGUGGAGCAGAAUGGUACCAGUUUGUAUAAAAGAGGGUUUGUUCCCAGAGCAAAUCCAGAUAAACAGAUGCAAAGGAAAAACAACAUGACUCAAGUGGAGCACUGGGUAAAAGUCCAAAAAGGAGACACAAAAAGUCUUGCUCCUGAUCAGAUUCUAACUCGUCAAGGUCCCAGUCAGUCUUCGUCUUUUCCUGAAAAUUAUCAUACCUUGCCAAAGAAUACCAGGCAGCCUUCAGGGAGCUCUCCUCCACCAAAUCGCAACUUGCCAAGUGACUACAAAUAUGCCCAGGACCGUGUUAGUCACUUGAAAAUGUCCCAUGAGGAGAGGAAAGCUAAUAAGGAUGGUACUGUAUGGCAGCUAUACGAGUGGCAACAGAGACAGCAGUUUAAACAUGGCAGUCCAACUGCUCCAGUUUAUGCAGGUUCUCCGGACUUUACUGACCGUGGUAAAGCAAAAAGUUCACUAGAUGUUCCACGAUCAAUUUCUGUUCCUCCAUCUCCUUCCGAUAUUCCUCCACCAGGACCUCCAAAAAUCUUUCCACCAAGGAGACCGCACACUCCUGCAGAAAGGGUUACUGUUAAACCAUCUGAUGGGAGACAGAGUAUAGACAUACCUUUUGCUGGAUCUCCAAGGAGGAUACGAAAUCAUGCUGUAAAGAAUUCAGCACACGUUGAUAGACGCUCCAUGCCUACUAUGGGAUAUAUGACCCAUACUGUAAGUGCACCCAGUUUACAUGGCAAGUCGCCUGAAGAGCUAACAUUGCUUCUCAUUCGAUUAAGGAGACAUCAGGCUAAGUUGGCUAGUAUACGAAAUUACACAAUCGCCCAAUUACUACAGCAUUUGCCAACUAAUUCCAUCUAUCAGGCUGAUGACACCUACAUCCAGCUGAAGAAAGACUUGGAAUAUCUGGAUCUAAAGAAGCUGUCUCCUUUUAUGAUAACAAUAAAAAAUAAUGGACCUCUGAUCAACAUGGUUUACAAAGUGCUAAAGAACUCAGCACAAGGGUUACUGUCCGGUAUAAAUGUGACAGGGCGUGAUAUACUAAAAGAACGAAGUACAAAACCUGUCAAGAUUGCAGAAAGUGAUAUUGAUGUCAAGCUAAGCGUUUUCUGUGAACAGGACGGGAUUCUACAGGACUUGGAAGACAAAAUAAGAUCCCUUAAGGAAAAUAAAGACCAGUUGGAAUCUGUUUUGGAGGUUUUGCAUAGACAGAUGGAACUGUACAAAGACCAACCACAGCAUGCAGAAAAAAUUUCUUCCCAGCAGAGACUUUUGCAAGAGGACCUCAUUCAUAUUCGGGCUGAAAUAUCCAAGGCAUCCACUGAAAUGGAAAAUGCUUGGAAUAAAUAUCUGAAAUUGGAAAAGGAUGUGAACCAGCUGAAGCAAGCCUUACAGGAACAGAUGAACAGAUCAUUUUUUCCUCAGGAGAAAACACAAAUGCAAAAAGAUUUAUGGAGAAUUGAAGAUGUCACAGCUGGCCUAAGUGCAAAUAAAGCAAACUACAAAGUCAUAGUAGAUUCUAUAAAAAAUCCAGAAAGAAAAACAGUGCCUUCAUUUUCUCAGCCUAUAGUGCCUUCAUUAUCAACUUCUCUCACAACUGUGGAGAGCAAACUUUCUACUCAGCGAACUCCUCCAUCCAGUCCUGUUAAGUCCUCUUUGGAGGUUAGGCUGUUUCCACAGCCUUAUACUCAGCCUAGAACACAGUCUCAAUCACAACAGCUGAAAAAAGUUGAGCAUCCUCUUCAGUCACCAGUGAAGCUAAAGUCAAAAAUUGAAAAUGAAGCACCACCCAGACCUCCUCUCCCUCAGGUCUACAAUCCUGAUGAUCACCCACCAGCUGUUCCACCUCUUCCAAGGGAAGCCAAUGUCAUCAGGCACACAUCAGUGCGAGGCCUGAAACGUCAGUCAGAUGAAAGAAAGAGAGAUCGAGAACUGGGGCAAUAUGUGAAUGGAGAUUAUAGGGGAGAACUUCGUUCAUACAUGAGUGAACCUGAAUUAGCUACAAUAGGUGGUGACCUCAGCCAAACUUCACUUGGUUUCAUAGGUUCUGACAGUGGAUACCAGACAUUACCUACCAGAGGAUUAUCUGGAUCAACUUCCAGACUGCACCAGACAUCCACCAGUUCAUCAUAUGCAACAUUUCAAAGAGAUCGCUCCAAGGAGAGACCAAAGAGUGCCUUGGAACGCUUAUACUCUGGAGACCACCAAAGAUGCAAGAUGAGUGCUGAGGAACAACUAGAAAGAAUGAAGCGACAUCAGAAGGCAUUAGUUCGUGAACGCAAGAAAACUCUUAGCCAAGGAGAAAGACAGUCUAUUUCAUCUCGGUCUUUCAUCCGGCCCGUUUCUGCAGACAUAGGCUCAUGGAAACGAGAACAAGAAUUUGAUUUGCAGUUACUUGAGAGAGCAAUACGUGGAGAAGAGAAAAAUGAAAAUGACAGGUUAAAAAUUCAGCCUGUACCAGUGACAGAGAUGGAUCUGGAACCUCAAGAUUAUAACUUAGAUAUCAGCAGAGAGUUGUCAAAACCUGAAAAGGUGGCAAUUCCAGAACGCUAUGUUGACCUGGACCCUGAAGAACCUCUCAGUUCAGAAGAAUUAGCCGCAAGACACCGUAAUACAGAAAAGAUAAAGAAUAUUCUUACCAGGUCUAG